AUGCCGGGGCAGGCCGGGAGUGGCGCAGAGGCGGGGUGGAGGGUCCCCGGCGCGGCCCGGGGCGAACGUGGCGAGCCCGGUGGUGUGGGCGUUGCGCGCCAGGACGCCGGGGCCGGCCGGGAGCGGCGCGGAGGCAGGAUGGAGUGUCCCCGAUGCGCGGGGUGGGGCAGGCGGGGCUGGUGCUGUCGGCCUGCUGAGGCCGCCGACGGGGCGGACGCGUCGACCGGGGCCGGGCUGGCACGGAGCGGAGAGGAGGCGCGGUGGAGGGGCCCAGCCGUGGGGGCCAAGCCGGGGCGUGGUGGACACGGCGACCGGGGUGGAGCGGGGUGGUGGGGAGGGCGCGGCGGUGGCAAGGAGCAGCGCCGGUGGAGAGAGACCGGGGUGGUGGAGACGGUGCGGUGGGAGAGCGGGGUAGCGGCGGGGAGGGCGCGGCGGGCAGCAGCAGCUGGGCAGACUGGGGAUGGGGCGGCGGGAGGCGGUGGCAAGGGGUGGCGCCGGCAGCUGCGGAACGGGGUGGCGGCGGGUAGGGCGCAGAGGGGUGGCGAGGAGAGCAGCUAG
Molecule: messenger RNA, 558 nt
Organism: Panicum virgatum (switchgrass)
Lineage: Eukaryota; Viridiplantae; Streptophyta; Magnoliopsida; Poales; Poaceae
Product: protein FAM98B-like
Exons: 1
Coding region: 1-558 (185 amino acids)
Source: RefSeq, a predicted model, not a curated record